Molecule: messenger RNA, 312 nt
Organism: Phycomyces blakesleeanus NRRL 1555(-)
Lineage: Eukaryota; Fungi; Mucoromycota; Mucoromycetes; Mucorales; Phycomycetaceae
Exons: 4
Coding region: 1-312 (103 amino acids)
Source: RefSeq, a predicted model, not a curated record
AUGCUGGUCUCAAACAAGCAAGACCAAAAGCACAAAGUUUGGUUUACACCAAGAGAAACUGGUUUGGAUCAUUGGAGACUGUUCUCUAAAGAUCUUUUUGUCUACAGAAAGAAAACAAAAGUCUAUGCUACUUUGGGCAUUACACCAUUUGAAUUAAUGUAUGCUUUAGUACUUUCUACUAAUUUAGCUCCAUAUCGCUAUGACACAGUUUACCCAGCAAUGAUAGCUACUACGCUAUCCCAAUAUGAAUAUGUUCUUAUAUGUGAUAAAUCCAACAUCCAAGUGUCUGAAUUACCACAGGGGAGUCUGUGA